AUGGAGGUUACAGCUCUCUGCAUCAGACUGUUGUUGGAAGUUUUGGUUCUACUGAUUGCACAAGUUCACCACGGUUACUUUGCUCAGAAAGCUGCUUUUCCACUUAUUGUUCCAGACAGACUGCAGUUCUUUCUAUAUGAGAACGUGUCUGUACAUUGUGAUGAGAAUGAUGGCUUCACUGGAUGGAGGCUGAAGACGAACCUCAACAAAAUCCCCUCAGCAAACUCUUCUGGCUGCCACUUAUCAUCCUGCACCAUUUUUCCUAUCCUUCAGUCACACAGUGGAGAAUACUGGUGUGAAGACGAAGAGGGUGGAAUAAGUCACGCUGUCAAUAUCUCUGUCACUGCUGGUUCUGUGAUCAUGGAGGGUCCUGCCCAUCCUGUGCUGGAGGGAGAAGACGUGAUUCUUUAUUGUAAAAAGCAGAAAACUCAGUCAAAACACAUAGCAGAUUUCUACAAAGAUGGAUCUCGUCUCGGCACCCGGUAUACUGGCAACCUGAUCAUCCAAAAUGUUUCCAUGUCUGAUGAAGGACUCUACAAGUGCAGCAUCUCUGGAGGUGGAGAAUCACCAGAGACACCUGAUGAAAAGACCACCAACAGUCCCCGCAGUGACUCUCCUCACCUGCUCACCCUGCUAUGUAUAGUUGUCGGUGCUUUACUGACGGCUCUGCUGUUCGGAGUGGGACUAUUUCUCUGUAGGAAACACAAUGUCCCAGAGGAAAGUGUAGUUGAUCCAAACCACGCAACAUAUGCUGUUGCCGUAAAACAAAGGAAGGAGAAAGGACAUGGCAAUGUAGCUGACCCAGAGAACAUGACAUACAGUGUUAUCAAAAUGGAGGAGAAAGAGAAGCAGUCCCACCAGCCUUGGCAACAGAGCCGUCAGUAG
Messenger RNA from Scomber japonicus (chub mackerel), 885 nucleotides. RefSeq names its product low affinity immunoglobulin gamma Fc region receptor II-c-like. Gene Ontology annotation, molecular function: transmembrane signaling receptor activity. NCBI's taxonomy places the organism in Eukaryota, Metazoa, Chordata, Actinopteri, Scombriformes, Scombridae. Gene Ontology annotation, biological process: cell surface receptor signaling pathway. The transcript is spliced from 8 exons. Bases 1 to 885 code for a protein of 294 amino acids. The record is from RefSeq and is a predicted model, not a curated record.